Drosophila ananassae is the source of this 11363-nucleotide messenger RNA. It is a transcript of the gene Rim, whose product is annotated as regulating synaptic membrane exocytosis protein 2. The transcript is spliced from 25 exons. The record is from RefSeq and is a predicted model, not a curated record. The coding region runs from base 1794 to 10016 and encodes 2740 amino acids. Gene Ontology annotation, biological process: positive regulation of synaptic transmission; regulation of synaptic plasticity; regulation of membrane potential. NCBI's taxonomy places the organism in Eukaryota, Metazoa, Arthropoda, Insecta, Diptera, Drosophilidae. Gene Ontology annotation, molecular function: transmembrane transporter binding; small GTPase binding. Gene Ontology annotation, cellular component: cytoskeleton of presynaptic active zone; presynaptic membrane.
CUUUUUUCAGCUUUAGUUUCAGUUUCAGUCGUUGUCGUGUCGUCGUGAUGUGCACAUCUUGAGAAGAUUGCGGUGCUUUCUGGGCGCAGCUGUCGGUUCUAAUGGAAAAUAAUUAAUUUCAUAUUUAAUUUCAAGCCCAUUGAACAAUGUAAACAACAAAAACGAUUAUCGCGAUGGGUGCGGGAUUGCUGCCAGCGCUGGCUUUCGAUUAGAACGUUAACAAAAAACGAAUUCGAAGGUUGCCGGAUCGAGAAAUUGUUGGAAAAUAACUAUUUUAUAUAGAAAAAAAAAUGGUCCAUACGUUCCAACAAUUUGUCAGGUUCGCGCUGAUAACUCUCUAAGGACUACUAUAACUAAUUUGGUUGUUUUUUCGAUCUGGUUCUUCCUCGAUUGCAUACAUAUUGCAAACAGCAACAUCAGCAACAUCUAACAGCAACAGCAACAUCAGGCAUUCACCGUCAACAAAAGUUAAACAAAGCAAAGAACAUGAGUUCGCCAAACUGAAAAUUAUUUUGCGCAUAUGGAAUGCUGCACACAUAGCUAUAGCAGUAUAUACUUAUACCGAUAUAUACCUAUAUAUUUGCCUAUGUUAUACACACACAAAUCUAAAUAAAAUCUAAGUGCAAACCAAUUGUGAUUUAAGCUAAUGACCACGACCGUAAAAACAGCUAUAUAAGUGUUAUAAAAAAUCAGUUUUCAAAUUUAUUAAAAAAUUCAACACAAAUGAAAACCAACAAACGCCUUGUAAAUAGCAAAACCAACUAAAAUAGAGACUUAACAACAUUUUCUUAUGCUAAUAGAAUAAACUUGAUGAUAACAAAUUCUAAACAAAACCAUUACAAACAACGAAUAUACAAACAACGGAGUUUACACAACCACAAAUGAAUAAAGGAGUACAUUAUUAAAGGAGAGGCUUAACAACUCUCUUUAAACCGUGUUGCCUGCAAUUUGGAAGGAUCGCAACCCAAAAUGGCGCCACAACGCGCAAUGCAACCUUACCAACAACAAAGGACACAACAAGUACAAUUUACUUGGCAAAGGCACCAGAAUCAGCCAUUAGAAGCAACAACAAUGGCCAGGCAACGAUAUAGAGUGGUGAAAAAAUGAAACAAAAACCAGAAACGAAUUUUCCACUCAAAUUUGCAUUCAGCCAAAGAUAUACAAAAGUCUAAACAAAGAGGAAGGAAACAACACACAACCGUGCACAAGAAAUUCAAAACGAAUAGGGGUCAGAGGGCACGCACACACACCGACACUUAUACGGACACGGACACGGACAACAACAGGACACAGGAACCACAACACAAAUACAUCUGAAAGGAGCACAUAAAACUUAGAGAACACACAGACACAAAAAAGCGCCGAGUGCAUAGUGAAUAAUUUCCAACGAAUUUCCAAAAGUCUACGAAACAAAUCUAACAAAACGUUCAUUACAAAUAACAAAAGAAUCCCAUAAAAGUUUUGAAAUUUGCUCUGUGAUUUUCUAUCAGAAUGGUUUACUAGCCCAAUAAUAAUAAUAAUAUUUAAUAAAAUAAUAUAUAUUUAUAAAUAUUGCUGCAUAGCAUUCCAAGCCGACACUCCAAAGAAAACAAGUUAUCGAAUCAUUAUUGAAAGCUUUAAAUCCAACCGGAGAGAUAAACCCGAAAUGUUUAUAAAUAUUAGAUACAAAAAUUAACAACACUGCAAAUAAUUAGAUCCGCAGAAGCUUUUCAACUCCCGACAAGCGUCAACGAACUCAAUCGACUAGAAAAAAUUACAAAAAAUCACUAGAGGAACAAUCCAAAGCAGCAGCCAUGGACGAAAUGCCGGACCUGUCGCACCUGACGCCUCACGAGCGGAUGCAGAUCGAGAAUGUCCUUAUGCGCCAGAAGCAGGAGGAGGAGAAGCAGAAUGAGAUCAUGCGACGCAAACAGGAUGAGGUGGUGACGCUGGAAAUGCAAAUCAGACAACGCUCCGAGCAGCAGAAGAAGGCCGGCGUAGAGCUGGAUGCCACCUGUCACAUCUGCCUUAAGACCAAAUUCGCUGACGGUGUCGGCCACAUCUGCCACUACUGCAACAUUCGGUGCUGCGCCCGAUGCGGCGGCAAAGUAACUCUCCGUAGCAAUAAGGUAAUCUGGGUGUGCAUUCUGUGUCGCAAGAAGCAGGAGCUGCUGUCCAAAACUGGCCAGUGGAUAAACAAGACAGCGGGCCACCAGGACGGAUUCAUCCGACGCAUUGAGCCAGAUGGCAGUAGUGACAUCUCCCAGCAGACCAUCGUGGAUCCGCACGACCAAACGGACAAGCGGCCCAAGCUGGAACGAACUCGCAGCGCCGCCGAAAAGGAGAAUCUGCCCAUGCAGCGAGCGGGGAGCAUGCUCCGGCGUCAGUACUCGCAGCAGGAGCAGCCCACCAACCGGAGGCUCUCGGUGUCGGAUAGCGGAAUGGAUCCCAUGAUGAGCCCGGGGCAGCAGCAGCAAAUGCAGCACCACCAACAGCAACAACGCUCCCGCAUGCAACCGAUGAAUCCUCAGCAGGCGCAGCAGGCAUAUGGAAUGCAACAACAGCAGCAGCAAAGAACUGGAGGCAAUUAUCCUGAAGACGAUCCGCGUUAUUAUCAGGGUGAGCUAGAUGGUCUGAUGAGGCAGCAUCCGCACCUGGCGCAUCCCAGCCAGGUGCAACAGCCACACCAGCCGCAGUCGCAACACCAACAGCAGACGCAACACCAUCCACAGCAGCAGCAGCAACACCUUAUGCCACAGCAACAUCGCCAAUCACCGCAGCAACAUGCACCCCAGCAGCAGCAGCAAUUUGCGGGCCGGCAGCAGCAGCAGCAUCAGGUGCAGCAAUCCUACCAGGCGCAGAUACACCAGCAGCCACACCAGCCCAUGCCACAACACCACGGGCAGCAAGGCAUGUCGCAAAUGGGGGGCUACCAGAAGCCUCCUCCCUUGACUCGGAACCUAACAAUUUCCGGAGGACAUGCCAUGGACACCACCUCGUACAGCCAGCAGCAGCAACAGCAACAGCGCCGGGCUCUGGCAGGGUCCCAGUAUGCCUCGCAGCAGCAGAGAUCUUUCAGCAGCUCCGAGGAGGAGUUCCAGCAUCAGCUGAUGCAGGCCCAGGCCCAGGCUAGUGGAGGUAUGGCCAGCGUGGUUACCGCCGGAUCUGACUACGACGGCGGGCGCCUCCAGGUGCGCACCUCUCUGGAUCCGUGGCGCCAGCAGCGGAGCCUCAACGAGCGGGACCUGCUCAGCACCGGCGGUGACUUACGCCACCUGUCGCAAACCAAUCAUCGGUUGUACGCCUCCGCGGACCAGCGAGAUCGCUACGAGCUGCAACUACAGCACCGCGAGCGCCUCGAGCAGUAUCCGCUGACGCGAACGGCGCGCCUGGACGUGCAGCAGCGGAACUCGCUCAAUCGGAGCAACCACGAGCGGCAGUUCUCCACGGCUGGUGGAGCGGGAGCAGCGAGUGGUGCUGCUGGCGCCUACCGACGUGCCCCGCCCUUGGCCGCUGCCGGCGGCGGCGGCAGCAGCAGCAGCAGCACCACUAGCAGCAGCUACUAUCCCCAGGGGAAGCCGCAGAUUGUGAUUGGUCCGGGAACAGGAUCGGUAUCGUUAUCGGCAUCAGGUUCCUACGAUCGUGGGGCAGCCAUGGCGGCAGAGGCGGCACGGGGCAGUGGCCAUCGCGGCCUGCUGGGCGCCUCUAGGAGCGGCGGGGGCAGCAGCUCCGUCAGCUCCACGGAGGCGGCCUACUGGGACGAACCGGCCACCAGCUCCUCCUCGUCGGCAGCCCAGGAUUCACGUCGCUUCACCGAGCGCAGAAUAAAGAAGACGGUGCGCUUUGAUGCCCACGAUGACGAUGCCGCCUUGCUGGCUGCCAACCAGACCCUGCCCCCGGUGACCGGAAUCCUGCCCUCAACGGCGGUGGAUGUGGGUGCGGCCACGAUUCUGAGCAGCGGGAAGACCUUGGACGGCGACUGGUCGCGUUGGGAGUCGGAGCGCCAGGGCAGCCAGGACUCGGCCACCAAGGACUCGGGCAUCGAUACGAGCAGCACUUUCACCAGCAGCGAGGACUCAAACCGCGGCGACGGGCCCAAGAAUCCGGUGAAUUGGCAAACAUCCGCGGACAAUACUCGCCUCAUCGGGCAUAUGAUAUUGCGUAAAUACUAUGACGGGGAGGAUAUAUUAGGCUUAAAGGUCAACGGCGGUCAGCCCCUCGGAGGGGGCAUCGGUGGCGGAGGAGGAGGAGGAGGAAUUGGAGGUCCAUGCGGGGCCAUUGUGGAGAAGGUGAAACGCGGAUCGGUGGCCGAUCUCGAGGGCCGGAUUCGACCAGGCGACGAGAUAAUCGAGUGGAAUGGCCGCAGCCUGCACAACAAAAGUGCCGACGAGGUGUACGACAUCAUCGACGAGAGCCGCCUGGACGCCCAGGUGGAAUUGAUCGUGAGCCGGCCGAUAGGGAACAGCGGUGGCAGUGGCGGCAGUAGCAGCAACGUCAGUCCAAGCAGUGCCUGUUCCGCUUCCGCGUCCGGUAUAUCCGGCAUUUCCGGCGGCUCCGCCAGCAGCAACGCCCCGCGUCGCUCCUCGGCCAACUUUCCGCACAGCGGACUGGCCAGCAGCAUGGCCGGAAGUGCGGUGGUCAGCAGUGGCGGCAGAUAUCUCCAGCGCAAAGCUCCUGCGGUUGAGGCUAUCGAAAUCCAUCGGGAUAAGCCAAGUGUGCUGAUCACCUCGCCCGGUUCGCCGGACAUCCAUACCGGUGUUCCAGGAUCAGGAGCUGGCGGAGGACUGCGGCAACGUGGCGUCGUCGCGCAUCAAACGCAACGCCUGGGACCAAGUCACAGCAGCCAUAGCCACAGCAGCAGCGGGAGUGGCAGCGGCAGCAGUACCAGCAGCGCCCACACCGCCCCCUCCAACCUCACCAACCUCGCAUCCGCCACCGGCUCCGCCUCGGGCGGUCUGCACGGCGCAACGACGGCGGGCCAUCAUCACCACCAUUGCCAUCCGCAUUCGCAUCAGCACCCGUUACAGCAUCAGGGACUGCCCGCCGCCCACCUGCACGGUCACGGGGUGGGCGGGGGCGUGGCCAUGGGAGGCGGUUCAGGUACCACCACCCAACCUGUGCCGAUUGAAGGUCGGUUGCAGCUGAAGCUUGGCUACGACCAGAACACGUUGCAGCUGAUCGUGACCCUGGUCUGCGCCACCGGCCUCUCCCUUCGCCAGAGCGGAGCGGGCCGCAACCCCUACGCAAAAGUGUUCCUUCUGCCCGAUCGUAGCCACAAAUCGAAGCGGCGAACAAAAACGGUGGGCACCACCUGUGAGCCCCGCUGGGGCCAGACCUUCAUUUACUCGGGGCUGAGACGGUGCGACCUCAAUGGCCGGCUGCUGGAGGUGACGCUGUGGGAUUAUGUUCGCUACGGGGCAAAUGACUUCAUCGGCGAGGUGGUAAUCGAUCUAGCGCACCACAUACUGGACGAUGAGGCGGAGUGGUACCAGCUGCAGCCUCAUCAGGAUACCUCCUACCUCUUACGUGACGAGGGCAGCGAUGUGGACGGCCUGAUACUGACACCGACAGAUCAUUUAUCACCGCCGAGCACCAUGUCGCGUUUGAGCGACUCGGACACAACGUCCGACUGUGACAUCGAUGGAAUGACCCCGGGGGCCAGCAUCUCGUCGAUGGGCAGCUCAGCGAGUCCACCACCCCUGCUUGAGCUCGAUCUAAACGAGCGUCGCUCCAGACGCGACAUGUCUCCCCAGGGCCGCAAACGCGUGGCCGGGAUGGUGGCCCGCGACUACCGCACUGUAUCUGGCAUCGGACAAAGUUACCACAAUCAGGCAUCUGCCAGCGGCUACUAUCGUCGCGGAGGUGGUAAUGGUGUUGGUUCUGCCAUCGGUCCCGGUGGCAUGAGCCUUAGCCAACGCAGCCACUCAGCGGCACCCAGUGACAGCUACCACAGUGGUGGAGGAGGCAGCGGCGUGCCAUCUAGCGGAGUGGGCUACGGAUAUCGGAGUACCAGUCCGCGGCGCGGAUCUCUUUCGCCUCCCGACGAUCGCUACAUAGACUAUCCAGUGCUUCCAGUUCACGGCUCACCCAACGCUCCAUCGGGAUACCAGGGGCCGGGUGGCGCAUCCUCAGCGUCGGCUGCUACGCAGCAGCAGCGGUUCCAGUCGCGAUCGGCUACAGCCACGCCCACAGGCUCACCCAAAAAAAGGCAACUGCCGCAGGUGCCCCAGACAUCUCGCAGCGCCAUGUUGAGAGACCGACUCGGUCAGGACUUCGACGAGCGACUGGCAUCGGGCGGCCGCUUUGGGCGGCAUCGCACAAGGCAGCCCCACCACCAGGCCACCUACCGCAGCACUGGGAUGGGCGGCUGGGAGCGGCACUAUACGGGCCUUUCCGACAGCGACUUGCACUCGAUGGACACCAGGAUGCGACCACGACACUCCCUGUCCCCGGACAAGGACUUCAUGGGCGAGUUCGGCGACUCUGACAUGGAGUCGGUGGUCAGUGUGACCUCCAGCGCCUUCUCCACGCAGUCGGAGCGUCCGCGAACCUCGCGCGGCCUCAGCUUCCCUCGCAACUGGCGCAAUCUCUUUGGCGCCCGCAACAAUUUCCUCAGCGGAUCCGGAGGGGAGCCAAUCACCGGACUGCGGCUGCACCACUCGGAGCCGGGCAGGGCCAACACCAUUGAGGUGGAUGAUUGCGAUUACCUGCCCGCCGGCGGAGCCCAGCAACUGGUUCUUCUCGAGCAGCUGGAGCAGCUGCAGCAUCUGGCCGCUCUAGCGGCUGCCGACUCGCCGCCAAUCUCCGCCAGAGUUGGAAUGGGCAUUGCCCCGCACCAAGUACUGGUGACGGAUGCCAAUAGUGGCCAACUGGUGGAGCAGUUCUUCGUGGAGCCAGGCACCGUGGCCGAGGAGGCCCUAAUGCCGCUGGAGCCACUGGACCCACUCGAUCCCCAUGCGCAUCUGCAUCCACAUUCCGCCUUCUACUCGCCCCAUGUGCCCACCACCAUGACCCCAUUCGACAUUUUUCCACCAAGACGCUCGAACGGACUGAAACCAAACGUACAAGCCACCUCCGCCGCCUAUCCGCUGCAACCGCAACCACAACCGCUGCCGCUGCCGCUGCUACCGAGCUUUGAGCAAUUCAAGCGCAUUACCUCGCCCAUCACCAAUCUCUUCCGCAGCUCUUCGCCAGCGGGCGGCCACGCUCACGCCCAUGCCCACGACCAUGCAACGACUUCACCCAGUUCUCUAGUGGGCUAUGUGAGGGAUCACCUGGACAAAAGCUGCAGCCACUGCCAGAACGGAAGUCAGCCGGUGGUACUGUCCACGCACCAUACCCUGCAGCUAAUCGGUGCUUGCCCGGAUCCCUGCUGUCUGGCGGACGCGCACCCCCAUCCCCAGCACCAGCCCAUGGGGUAUCCCUACGUUGGCGAACAUCAGCCACCGUCCUCUGAUCCGGCCAUGUGUGGGGAGUGUGUCGAUCAGCACUUUCUCGGUGGCUUGACUGGGCCGCAACUGAAUCUCGGUGUGGUGCCCACCUAUCACGUGCACACACCAACGCCGAACGCUCAUCGAAGGGCCAGGGGGCAGAUGAACACACCGGCGCCGCCACCGACUCAGUCGGUCUUGCGACUAUCUCGGCAGCUAAGCGAAGACGCCUUGGUAGCAGCCGUACCCAUUUCGGAGGCGAAAGCCCAACCAACGUCGAUUCUCAAGAAACCGAAGCUGGAGCGGCGAAGACUCUUCCAUGAGGGGCAGUCGCGAUCUCUGGACUACGAUGACCUGCACACAAAGAGCUGGGGCAGGCGUCGCAUUCGCUACGAGGACGAGGUGGCGCCCACAGAUGAUUACCCCUAUCCGCAUCCAAGCGCCUAUGCCCACUCGCCUACCUCGGCCAUGUCCCGAAGAUACGGCUCGGAGACAAACAUACGGCAGUCGUACAUGGGAGCCAAUGUAGAUGCCAGCAAUCCGUUGAGUCACUCGCACUUCCUGGUCACGGACGACAAGAUAGUGACCAUAACCUACGACUCUGAUGUUGGUUGGACGCGUCGUGGUGUGGCGCCUUCGCUUUUUCGAGGGCCGCACCGCCAACGAGGCCUGACCGAUGCCAGGCACCACAUGUCCCUAGAUCUGCAACGGACCAACCAGCAGAAACUGUACGGGCCGGCGGCUCCGUAUUUGAAACGAAGGCGGAACCUGCCACAUCCACCUAGUGCCCAAAACGCGCACAACUUUUCGCCAAUGGAGGGGGGAGCGGAUCAACUGAAUGCGGCUGUGGCGGGAGUGGAUCAAAUGGGCAACGGCGGAAUGGGUAGCGGUGGUGGUGCACACAACACAUAUAGCAAUACCGCCACCACACACAAUAGCAACCACCAGAAUAGCCUAGCGAGUAGUGUUAGCAAUCAGCAAUCAGCUAGGCAAAAAGGGAAAGAAGGCGGAUCGAUGAUCGGAGCAUCGGAGCAGCUGACGAAAUCUAGUAGUGGGAGCGGUGGUGCAACAUCUGCUGCCGCUGCUGGGCAUCAUGUCGUCGGUGGUACUAAUGCUAAUAAUGCUUCUUCUUCCUCUUUUGCAAAUCCCCAACCACCACAACAACAACAACAACAACUACAUCAUGGAUCACCCAAUAAUAACAACAAACGUGUCCUUUCAUCAACGACAACAACAAAUACACCACAACAAUCACACACUGACGCCAAUAACCUGACGCUUGACGCCACACAACAACAACAACAACAACAACAACCACAACUUCAAAACCAACAACAACAACCAACGCCAAAUACAUGCACAAAUCUCAUAACAAACACAACAACAACAUUAUCAACAACCACACCAUCGUCGAAUGCAACGAAUGCGGCGACAACGACAACAACAACAACUGCAACAACAAAUGCUACAACAACUGCCACAAAUCCAACGACAACAACAACAACCAAUAACACUAACGAACCAAACGCAACAACCAACACGAAUGCCGACGCGGAUGCGGAUGCUGAUGCUGAUGCACCGCUGGACGCAAUCGACUGGGAUGCAAUCGAUGCGAUGCUGGACGAUGACUUCAGCGAGUACGACAAGGACAAGAACGGCGCCGACGAAGCGGGCGGCUCCAAAUCAGCAGAAGGAGCUGGUGCCGAAGGCGAAGAGAAAGUCGAUGGAAGCCUCUCGGAUACCGCAACGGACAGAAAGAAAGGCGGCGCCAUUGACCAGGAGCGGUCGCCCAAGGGCGGCAGCGGCAUGGGCAAGAAAUCCAACUCCACCUCGCAGCUUUCGGCAACAGGUCGUAAAAGACGUAUGGGCUUUGGAAAGAAGGGUAAGAACUCAUUCACGGUGCACCGCAGCGAAGAAGUGCUGCCCGGGGAUAUCACGCGAGAGCUGCGAAGCAGCGGCGGCGCAAGCGUCGGCGGUGCCAGUGGAGCCGGUGGUGGCGGCCUGUCCCGCGGUUCGUCCUCGGAGGCGGACGCCAUCGAGCAGUUUUUCGGCGAUGGUGCCGGCGGGGAAAGAUUCUCCCCCUCGUUGCGAAAUGAUGGUGCCCUCAAUGAGUUUGUGGAUGGCCUGGGCCCAGGUCAACUGGUGGGUCGUCAGGUGCUGGGAGCUCCCUCGCUGGGAGAUAUCCAGCUAUCGAUGUGCCACCAGAAGGGCUUUCUGGAGGUGGAGGUCAUUCGAGCCAGAGGGUUACAGCAAAAAGCCUCAUCGAAGAUGUUGCCCGCUCCCUAUGUGAAGGUUUAUUUGGUGUCGGGAAAACGCUGUGUGGACAAGAUGAAGACAUCGACCGCCCGGAGAACCCUAGAUCCUCUUUACCAACAGCAGUUGGUGUUUAAGCAAUCAUAUACCGGUUGCAUACUCCAGGUGACCGUCUGGGGAGACUAUGGGCGCAUCGAGAAAAAGGUGUUCAUGGGCGUGGCGCAGAUAAUGCUCGAUGAUCUGAACCUAUCGAACAUCGUGAUCGGCUGGUACAAGCUCUUUGGCACCACCUCACUGGGUCGUCCGAUUGUUUGGGCCGGUGAAUCAGUCAUUAUGGAGGAGCCGGGCGAAUAACAAUUCACAACACUCUCAACCCAAAAACCAACAAACAACACAACAACGAAAACACUUUAAGCACCUAAGCACAAAUCAAAAUCAAGCGAACUCUAAAACUGAACUGGAUUCAUAACCCUUGCAACGAGCUGCCAGCCAGGCAGCCAAAUAGCAAAGGACCAAGGUUAGCCUGCAGAAACGGAUACCCGGAAGCCGCCUGACCGUCGUUCGGCAUGUUGGUGGCCUCAGCCUAAGCCUAAGUCCAAACCUGUAUUUUUUUCUAUUUUAUCACGGAGGAAUAUUUGAACAGAAAACAUUGAAACAGAAAAAAAAAACAAAAAAAUAAUAACUAUUAAAAAAAACCAGAGGCUAUCCAAUUUUUGUAAGUCAUGAAAACAAUUGCAUUUAAAUGAAUGAAUGAAAAACAAAAACCACAGGCAGUGUGGAGAUCAAUCGCUUAACUAGGGAGUAAAGACACAAGAUAGGGGUACAAGCAGUCUAUAUAUAUAUAUACAUAUAUACAUGUACACAGAUAUAACGGAUAACAUUGGACAAAGGAUACUUGUAUAUUAUGCAUAUUUAAAAUAAUUUUUACUAAAAACCUAAGAUCACUAUCAUUUUCGUAAUACGAUUACUACGAUUAUUAUUAUAUUAAAAAUUAUUAUGGAUAAAAGAUAAAAAAAAAAAUAAACAACCAAAAAAAAACGAGAAAAACUAAUUAAAUCGGAGAAGGUGGAUAAAGUUCAAGUGCUAAUGUCAGUCAUGCCUAAGUCUAAACCCGAGCCGAGGCUCAGAGGAUAUAAAAUGUUUAAUGAAAAAUUAGCUAAAUCUAAAUCAGUCAAGAGAGAGUUAUAGAUUUUCAGAGAGGCGUUAUUUAAGUAUAUUAUACAUACAUAUAUAAAUCGAUAUAUACAUAAAUAUAUUUACCGUUUAAGCAAGCAAAGAACCACUAACACUUAACUAAGCCUAACUUACGAUAAAACCAGAACUUAAAGUUAAAGCUUAAGUUUAGGUAACCAAUGGAGGCAUGAGAUAUAUAUUAAUCGAAUAACAAAGAACAACAAAAUAUUUACCAAGCGAGAGAUGAGCAAGUUUAACUUAAUAACGCAAAUCUGAAAUUAAGCUGUAUAAAGAAUCCACCCACUCACAUACCACACGUACAUAACCGAUAACCGAAUAACGAUUACCAAUUGCCGCCUACGCUUUCUGAUUUUUACUUUACGGCUCUACGCUCCGCCAAAAACUCCGCAGCCACCCCAAAAUGUAUGAGUUUUUGCCGAUGGCGCUGAGAAUGCUUAUUUUACACAAACAUAUAUUUGAGGCAGAAAUUGUAUAAUUUAAACGUUAAAAACUUAGAGAAAAGAGAAC